This is a messenger RNA of Exophiala oligosperma, 1914 nucleotides long. RefSeq lists its product as uncharacterized. The record is from RefSeq and is a predicted model, not a curated record. The coding region runs from base 1 to 1914 and encodes 637 amino acids. The transcript is spliced from 2 exons. Lineage: Eukaryota; Fungi; Ascomycota; Eurotiomycetes; Chaetothyriales; Herpotrichiellaceae.
AUGUCGCUUCAAUACACGCCCAGCCCUGGUGCUGUUUCUGAUGCACACUGGACGGCGGUGUUUUUGUCUACUCGAGAUGCCGGUGCACGGGUUCCGAUAGACUUCAUAACACAUCCAGGAGUUCAUCUUACUCAGGCAUGUUUUUCGCACGGCAUAUAUGAUGAUAUUCCAGCCCAGACCUGUAUCUCGGAUCUUCUGGCGAGCAAUUUCGGUCGGAUUGUCGUCGAUCUGUACUGGGACAAUAUCAACCGUCAGUUCAAUUUGUGCCCUGUUGAACUACCUCCGCUGGCCGGCAACUCGACAGCCGGGUACAGUGUCGACUUUUCAGAACUUUCAUCUAUAACAGCCACGACCUCUUCUGCCGCGGACCCCACUGUGCCUUUGACUGCUCCCACUGCCCAGCCCCUUGUCAAGCGCCAGUCUGGAGUCAGCAAUGCGACAACUCCCGUCACCACUACUCCUCCCAUUUCCUCGUCGGCAAGUGCUGCACCCAUUCCGACCACCACUGGUGUGUCCGGCACUGAAUUGCUCGAGCUAGGGCCAUACAAGUGUAGCCUGGAUUUGAACUUGGAUUCGAUCAUAUCCUUGUACGGUGAUUACUUCGAACAAACAUCCGACACAAUCUCUGCAUAUCUGCAAUACCUAACCUUGAAUUUACAUGCUGCGUCACCCUUUACCGCCCCGUCUGACGCUGCCAAUACACCAAUGCAAGCACGACUGCCCCACGGAAACAGUCUUAUUGGUGCUCAAUUCCAGAAUAACCUUCCUGAGACUCUUUACACUCCAGAUCAGCUUCAGGAUGACCGUGAAGACCUCAAGAAGUCAUGGUUUCGUAACAAUUUCGCAAGUAGCACAGACACGAAUUAUUUUACAGUCGAUCACGGGAGCGACGGCACCAGCACACAGGAUGGCUGGCCUGGCGAAACAUGGAUUCUCUUGAACUCUCAUCGGCGACUCCUCCUCAGUUGGGGAAAGAUUGACCCUCAGAUGAGCGCAUAUGAUUUUCAGACCGACGCCAGCAAUGUGUUUCCGAGCGACUAUCUCGAAACUAAGCACAAAGUGUCUGUCAACGAUGAAGGCGAUGUUGUUUCCGGGUGCUUUUACGACCCCGAAGUUACGAAAAUUGGAGCACAAAACUCCUCCGGGGCCUACACAGCGAUCACUGAGAACUACUCGUCCCAGAUCUUGCAACACUUGGUUCAGAAUCUUACAGCUUGUGGUAUAUCACCCAUGUUGAACGUGACUUUGGGGACUUCAACGGUACAGGAUAAUCUAGAUUUAUACCAACAAUUCGCCCGCUCCACGGUCUUUGGAUGGGCUUCUGGUGAACCCAGAAAUGCCUCACAAAUCAGAGCCAACCAAAAGAGAGCCAACGACGAGGAGAAGAAUUACGCUUGCGCCGUCCUUGAUUCCACUAGCGGAUACAUGGGUCGUUGGCGAGUAGAGCAAUGCCAAAAGCAACACCGCGUGGCUUGCCGUAUUGCCGACGAGCCAUAUGCCUGGCGACUGUCAACGUUUGAGGUGGACUACGAAUCGGCUCCGGAUUCCUGUCCGGAAUCUACAACUUUUGCCCUGCCUAGGACUGGCCUUGAGAAUACCUAUCUAUACCGGAAGAUUAUGAACGACUUGCGCUCUGGGGUCGAUGAUUCCAUCUUGUCUGGGAUCUGGAUAGAUUUCAAUUCUCUGGAUCAGACCGAUUGUUGGGUGAGCGGAGGACCAAACGCAUCGUGUCCUUACACUGGUUCUGAGGAUUCUGAAGACCAGAGGCAAGUCCUCAUUCCAACGAUUGCAGCACUGAUCGUUCUCAUCCUCACGGUUUUGACAUUGCUGGUGAAAUGCAAUGAAAACAGAAGGAAAAGCAGGACUCGCCGGAGAGGAGAUGACGGUUGGGAAUAUGAAGGAGUACCAUCGUGA